Corticium candelabrum is the source of this 732-nucleotide messenger RNA. RefSeq names its product tigger transposable element-derived protein 4-like. Lineage: Eukaryota; Metazoa; Porifera; Homoscleromorpha; Homosclerophorida; Plakinidae. The record is from RefSeq and is a predicted model, not a curated record. Gene Ontology annotation, cellular component: nucleus. Gene Ontology annotation, molecular function: DNA binding. The transcript has a single exon. Bases 1 to 732 code for a protein of 243 amino acids.
AUGCGUGAAGUAAAAUGUGCUCUGCGAGAACGGCUUGACUUAUCAACCGACAACCAUCGGAUGUAUUGGGCUUCUUUUGCUUCACGUAAACUUGUUACGCUAUCUCUAAAGCGAAAAAUCGAAAUGAUUGACUGUGUUGAAAGGGGCGGGAAAAAGGACAUCGCCAAUGACUUCGGCAUCGCACCAAGUAGUGUUUCAACAGUAGUUCGGGACAAGGACAGGUACAGAAAACUUUUCUACGAAGGGCACACUGAUGUGAGUAAGAAACGCGCUAGACCUGCUAAGCACGAGGAUGUCGAAGAAGCGCUGUUGAGGUGGUUUAUGGGCGCGCGAUCAGAGAACGUGCCGCUAAGCGGGCCAAUCCUAAUAAGCAAAGCCGAAGACCUGGCGAAGGAACUCGGUAAAUGCGAUUGGUCUUGCAGUGUAGGAUGGCUUGACAGGUUUAAGAAACGUCAUUCGCUCACAUGUAAGUCAAUGUGCGGAGAAAGAGCGGCAGUUGACGAAGAAGUUACUGAUUCAUGGGUGACGGACGUGUUGCAUUCAGUUCUUGCAAGGUACAAUCCUAGAGACGUUUUCAAUGCUGACGAAACUGGUUUGUUUUGGAGACUUUUGCCAGACAAGACGCUUGCAUUUAAACAUGAGAAAUGUCAUGGUGGCAAGAAAUCAAAGGAGAGAAGAACAGCAAUGGUGUGCACCAAAUGGAUGGGUCAGAAAAAUGGCCAUUACUGGUGA